Messenger RNA from Bactrocera dorsalis (oriental fruit fly), 460 nucleotides. RefSeq names its product chymotrypsin inhibitor. The record is from RefSeq and is a predicted model, not a curated record. The transcript has 2 exons. NCBI's taxonomy places the organism in Eukaryota, Metazoa, Arthropoda, Insecta, Diptera, Tephritidae. Bases 73 to 333 code for a protein of 86 amino acids.
UCUCACCACCAAAAUAAAGAUAGUAUUACUAAGCUUUUCAAACGAAAUUUCUGUUUACUUCUGAUUUCUAAGAUGGGCAACAAUACCUGCUUUAUUUUACUAAUAACUUUUUCAUACUUAACGGCUAUUGCGAUAGCACGACCGCAGCGUUCGGGCACUUCAUGCGGUCCAAAUGCGCAAUUUACAACUUGCGGCAUCGCUUGCCCGGCUAAAUGCAGUGAUAAUCCCUUGUUGGGCACGAUUUGCACGGCACAGUGCGUCGUCGGCUGCCAAUGCAAUUUCGGAUAUCUGCUGAACAAUGCUGGCGAAUGUGUGACGAGAAGUCAAUGUUAACCGAAAUUUGGUUAUAUUAAAUAUGCGAACAUUUUUUAUUUUUAAAUGUUGUAUCCAUGGUUUAUAAUACUUUCUUAAAGAGAUUGCAUACGACUUCAUAUUUCAAAUAAAAAAAUUGAAAAACGAA